Messenger RNA from Lates calcarifer (barramundi perch), 4109 nucleotides. Its product is annotated as cysteine-rich secretory protein LCCL domain-containing 1-like. The record is from RefSeq and is a predicted model, not a curated record. Gene Ontology annotation, cellular component: extracellular region. Lineage: Eukaryota; Metazoa; Chordata; Actinopteri; Centropomidae.
UAUUCUUCAUUCUGCAGCAGUACUUUCCCAAUCAUGAAGAGUCCUCUUCCUUACCUGGGCUGGGUUAGAGCAGCAAGCUUGUUCCUGUGCAUGACCCAGACUGUCCUGGCUAUGGUGCUCACCAACUCCACACGUCUUGAGUCCAUCCUGGACAAAUACAGGGAGAAGGAUGAGGAGUGGUGGAGGGCGAGGCCGAGAGGGAAGAGGGCCAUCAGCGAGGGAGACAUGCACCUCAUUCUGGAUCUGCACAACAAGCUGCGUGGUCAGGUCCACCCUCCUGCCUCCAACAUGGAGUACAUGGUAUGGGAUUAUGAGCUAGAGAGGAGCGCAGAGUACUGGGCACAUACCUGCCGAUGGGAACAUGGACCGAGCCACAUGUUGACACAAAUAGGCCAAAACCUUGGAGCGCACUGGGGCAGGGACCGUCCUCCUACCUACCAUGUCCAGGCCUGGUAUGAUGAGGUGAGAUACUACAGUUAUCCCUACUCCCAGGAGUGUAACCCACACUGCCCAUUCAGAUGUUCAGGACCUGUAUGCACUCACUACACUCAGUUGGUGUGGGCAACUAGUAACCGCAUUGGGUGUGCCAUCAAUGUGUGUUACAACAUGAAUGUGUGGGGAAUGAUCUGGGCCAAAGCUGUUUAUCUCGUCUGCAACUACUCUCCACCGGGGAACUGGUGGGGUCAUGCUCCAUAUAAAUAUGGAGCUCCAUGCUCUGCCUGUCCAGCCAGCUAUGCCGGAGGCUGCAGGGAUAACCUCUGCUACAAAGACGGGGGUGUGGACAGGCGUCCACCUCCUGAGAUUGAAGAAAGCAACUACAUCGAACCUGAACCCGAACCGGUAAGGGACAGAGAGCCCCAGCCCAGGGCCCAGUCACCAGACCCGUCACCCAAUGACAACCUAGAGAGAGACCAGGUUGUCAGCACAGAGCAGAUGUGCCAACAGGUUGAAUGUGACAUAAAACUGAGAGAUCAGUGCAAGGGAACAACCUGUAACAGAUAUGAGUGUCCACCUGGCUGCCUUGACAGGUCUGGAAAAGUAGUUGGGACUGGAUAUUAUGACAUGCAAUCCAGUGUGUGUGGAGCUGCUUUACACUCUGGUGUUAUUGACAAUGAUGGAGGAUGGCUGGAUGUGACCAGACUGGGCAGAAAACAGCAGUUCACCAAAUCAUACAAGAAUGGUAUUCAAUCAAUUGGGAAAAACAGGAGUGCAAAUUCUUUCAAAGUAGAGUCAGUUCCUGUCAAGGCAGUAACAUGUGAUACCACCGUGGCACUUUUCUGCCCUUUCAAGAAACCUGUGCGUCACUGUCCCAGGUUGUAUUGUCCCAGGAACUGCUUGCGUGACAGUCGAGUCCGAGUCAUUGGGACGAAGUAUUACUCAGAUAAAUCCGGUAUCUGUAGAGCGGCCAUCCAUGCUGGAGUGAUCCAGAAUGAGUCUGGAGGUUACCUUGAUGUGAUGCCAGUGGACAAAAGGAGGCAGUACAGUGGCAGUUACCAGAAUGGCAUCACCUCAGAGAGCCUACUGAACCCAACAGGAGGAAAAGCCUUCAGAGUGUUUGCAGUCAUCUGAAAAACCACUCUCAAAGGGCAGAGUACCGUCAAACAUGGCCACUUCACAUCUAGCAUACCCACUCAUUAUCAUCUGACAACCUGCAAUUACAUUCACUCCUGCAGUAAAUAAUUUAACUUUUCAGCCUCUGACACUAAAAGUGUAACAUGACUUUUAUCAAGGCUUCCCUUUUAAGUUUGGUCAUGAUUCCAGAGAUAGCUUAGCAAGUUUGGUAAAUGAUGGUCUUGGAUGUCUUUUGCCUUACGUCUUUCUAAAUCUGACCAUAAUAAUCACAUUGGGCUGUUAUGCAUCUUUUGCUGACAUGAUAUCAUGACAUCCAUGACAUCAUGUUUUUUAACACUUAAACUUGAAUAUACUGUACGCCACCAGAUUUAGCACCACUCCAGCUGCCUCCCAUGAUUUCAUGAUGUGAAGGUCUCUAAGGAGGGCCAAACCAGACGUUAAGUAAAAGUACAAAUAAGUCAGAAUUAAAUAGAUAAAUAAAUCAAUCCCAACUGAUCCAUGUUUUAUUACACCAGCAAGCAGGAUUUCUUUUUUCCAUGUGCAGAAUUAAUCAUUUAUUUUUAAAAGGGUUGUUUUUUGUUGGGUGUGAUCUGACUUAUUAUAUCCCUAAUAUGGAGAACAAUUUAUUUUCCCUUCAGUAUGCAAACUACUAAAGCUUCAAACUGUCCCAUAUUGUGCUAAAAACUGAGCUAAGAGACUGAGGCUAAAGCUGCAUUUCCCCAAAAAGUCAGCAUUCUCACCAGGUGAUGAUCUGUGCAGAGGGCAUGGAAAAUACAGUAUUGCUCCCGUAUUGCAGUGUUAGCUAAUUAGUCCUAGUAUUAUGCACAUGAUAAGGAAAAUAUGAGACUGUUUGUUCCUGACUCCUCAUUCUAACAUUACCCUGUUUGAUUGCUUAGCUCACAUACAAUAUUUGAUCAUAUUUUAGAACAAUGUUUUCACUUUUAAUGUUACAGGAGAUUAGGCUAUGAGGAUGAGGAGGUGCCUGGAUGUUGAGUAUUAUUUUCCUGUAUACCGGGUACAGACCUCUGAAUGUUUGGAGUAUUUUGAGUUUUUGAGUAUUGAGUGUUUCAGGCCACAAGAGUGCAAAGCAUAUUAGGCAAAAACCUAGUAUAUGGCUGGAAUGAAAUUGUGAAAUCCUACCGCACAGUGGAGUGUCUCUCCUGCUGGGCUGCUGACAGUGUUGUCAGCUAGUGUUAACUUGACAUAACACUGGUUGUUUCCGCUUUAGCUGUGUGGAGCUGUUGAGUACUGGAGCAGGCAAAUAGAAACGAGUUGCAGUCCUUGAUGAAGUAAUAGAAACUGCUUGCUCCAAAUCACUGUGAUAGAAUGACAGCCGAUGUGAAAAGUCCCAAAAGCCAGCCAGUCAAUAGUGUAACUGGCCAUCCAACCCACUCAGUCAGUCAUGAACAUAGGGCUGGCCCUGCUGUUGCAGUCCAGCCAACAAUAUGCUUCAUUAUCCUCUGAAUACAUGAAGCUGUAGGCUCUCUGUGGGCCUGAAGUUGUAAUGCGCUUAUUUAUAUAGCUGGUAAUUAGUGUGGUAACAAAAGGCGAGUAGGUGGGAAAAAUGAAAAUGGAGGUCACUGUUGGACUUGAGGGCAAGCAUAUGGCUAUUUCAUGGCUGUACGUACCAGUAUAAGCAAACAUACCAGUUUCAAACACACAAACAUACCAGUAGAAACUAUUCUGUUGUUUCUUUUUGGCCAGCACAACUCAUAAGUAACAUGAUGUUACAACUGUUGCUAGUAAUCUGUGAUCUUUGUAUACAGAGUAAUUCAUGUGCAUGGAUUUGUAACCUGGUGGAUGCAAUUGCCAUUGAAAUGUUGUGUGGGUAUGAAUCAGAGUACUGUGGUUGCAGAUUGCAAAACUGUGCACAUGGUCUAUAGGUAUUUUGGAAAAAAAUAUGCAAGUUGCAAAAGUAAGAUUGGACACUUGCUGAUAGGGGAUAUGUUUAGCGAGAGGCCAAUUCCUGGGGAAACGUUUCUGGUAUACCUACUCAUCUAAGCUGUCUAGCAGCAGCAUGUGUGUCAGGAGAUAGAAUUACAUGUCGUGUUUCUGUUUUUAUUAUGAUAAAUCAUGCCAUUCACACAAGUAGCAGUUUAUUUUAUGUAUUUAAAUUGAAGUCUGGUUUGGGCCUCCCUGUAUCUUCCCUUUUAAUCACAGAGGUAAUAGCAAUAACAGCAUAGCAACAAUGCAGGCAGUAAAAUGUAUAUUUCUGUACAUAAUAAUGUUGUAAAUAAUGCUGAACACUAUGCAUGUAUAUGAAAUGCGUGCUACUGUUGCCUUUUUCAUUUAUAUUUCUAACACAUCACCAGCAAUACAAAUAAAACAAGCUAAAAAUAAUAGAUGGUAAAACAGCUUCUGCAUGCAAAACAUGUUUAUCAUUUAACCUUUUAAUUUUAUAAAGGACAGAUUCUACCAUCAUUUCAUUGAAUUCAUAUAUUUGUAAAUAUUAUGUAUGUAACAUAUUGUUUUAUGCUGCAUUUCCCAGCUUAUGUUUACAGAUUUAUAUAAAUGGACCCUGGCUGGCCAGGAAUGUG